AUGAAUAUGAACAGACCACAGUUGAGUACGGAGUUAAGUGAGAAUAAGUUUUUAGGAUUGAAGAAACCAGAUCAAAAAGGUAUGAGACCACAAGAUACCAUUGCUGUUGUUACUGAUAGUGAAUCAGAAGAUGACUUCAGGAAGAAGCCUUUUUUUAGGGUUCCCUCCCCUGGCAAGACUGCAAAGCGGACUAAGCGUGGGUCACAAUCAUCGGCUUAUAGUACACCACCAUCUCCUGGAUCAUUCCAUCCUCCUCAUCAUUCUGGUAGACGCUUGUCAAGCGAGGAGAUUAUCAAUCAAAUGGAAAAAGAACAAGAUGCGAUGGUGAUGAGACUGUUGAAAGAGAUAGAUUUGUUGAGAGAGGAGAACGUACGGUUGAGGCGGUCUUUGAACCAAUUGUCAAGUAAUCUGCAUAAUUCGGACGUUUCAAUGAGUCUCGACCCAGUGUCGGCAUCCAGACCGAAUUCCUCGAGCUCUUCGUCCUUAAGUCAGUUACAAUUGUCGUCACAACAACAGUCGACGUCAGGCUUACUGGGCGUUGGAAUGGGUAACAUAACAGGUACUUCUAGUGCGGCAAAUUCAAGACGACCAUCUUCGUCAUCACAACUGCUGGAUAACUUAACACCAGAAUUGCAACGGAAACGUAACUCAGUUACAAAAAACGAAAUUGAUUUCAUGGAAGGUUACUCCCCCACUUUGAGAACUGGCAGCACAAUGUUAACUCCGAAUUUAUCUACAGGUAUCGAAUCUUUACCACGCAGAGCAUCCUCUAUUAUGUGUGGUUCAAGAAGGAGACGAUCAUCUGGCAGACCUAUGGAAGAGUCAGAUACAAUGUCGUUGUCUCCCUCUUCUGUUAGCAAGAUACCGAAAAGAGCAGGCUCUCCUACAACUUCAGUUACCGUUGCAAGAUGA
Messenger RNA from Kluyveromyces lactis, 912 nucleotides. It is a transcript of the gene RTS3, whose product is annotated as Rts3p. Lineage: Eukaryota; Fungi; Ascomycota; Saccharomycetes; Saccharomycetales; Saccharomycetaceae. The transcript has a single exon. The record is from RefSeq and is a predicted model, not a curated record. The coding region runs from base 1 to 912 and encodes 303 amino acids.